UGAGGUGAUAUCCUGUUUUUAUCAAGAUUGUGAACGCUAGGAAAACUGGUUCGGCUAGCUCUGAAGGAGCACCCUGGAGAUUUCCCCCAAGCAAGAAUUUUCACUAUGUUGGACAUCGCCAAAUGUGCCUCGUACCACCAGCCUCUAUCGGAAUAGAGGUUCAAGUUGGGAUCCGACUCGGAUGACUGUUGGCCUCAAAUUUAUAAAGGAUCCUUCGAAAGCGACGAUUGUCGAAGCCUAUCGCGCGGGGAGAACAACCGUUAUUGCCGCGGCCCGCCUCAAUCUCGGCUUGGACCCAACCCCAGCAUACCCCUCGGGCGUCCCAAAAGGAAUUAGGAGGAAACUCACGCGAAGUUUAUGUCGCCACUCAGUGACAGCAGCAACCCCCGUGAGGGUAAUCCCUCCUUCUCCCUACUUCCCAACUACUCUGCCUCCGAUCCCACAUCCCUUGAAGGCUGAUCACCGGACUUCCUGCCACCGAUUAGCUGGGAAGACAGUGGUGGUCCCCGACUACCAAGGGAGGUUCAGCAAGCCGAAGCCAUUCUUGCUGCACUUCAUCAACAAUUUGGCAAUUAUUUUACACCCAAAGAAACAAGAUUCACAAUCCGCGCACUUGCCGCUUUUCUCCAAGCUCAGGGAUCCAGCUUCUCGGAUUAGCGCUCGCCUUUCUAGUCAAUCACUCCAGUGAACCUGACUCACAGCCGAUGGUCCAUUUCUGCUUUGGUUCCCUGACCCUGCGACCACGAGUGCGACUUUCAAGAGCUUCUU
This is a messenger RNA of Cantharellus anzutake, 768 nucleotides long. RefSeq lists its product as uncharacterized. The record is from RefSeq and is a predicted model, not a curated record. The transcript is spliced from 2 exons. Bases 182 to 688 code for a protein of 168 amino acids. NCBI's taxonomy places the organism in Eukaryota, Fungi, Basidiomycota, Agaricomycetes, Cantharellales, Hydnaceae.